UCUGCAUUUUGCUCUCUUCUUUGUUUCAAAACCUCGGCAAAGAACAGGAGAAGGAGAAGCCGCCAAGCAAACUGCAAACCACCCUCACAUCUCGAGUCUCUCCCCUCUCUCUUUCUUCGCAUAACAAUGGACGAGAAGCUCGCCACUGCUGGAAAAGAUGUUCUUGUUCAAAUUGUCAAGUUGUCACAAAAGAGGGGGAUGAAGGGUGAUAAAGGAGCAUGGAAGGAAUUUUUACAAGUUUAUGAUACAAAAUUCGGUGCAAGCAUGAGUGAUCCAGCUAAGAGGACCCCUGAAGUAUUACGUGCUUUCUUAGAUACAUUCAAGAAAGAGGAAGACUUCAAAUUCUUUGAUAAAGUCCUGGAAUGUUACUCAAAUCGGGAGCUAGCAAAUAAAGUAACUGAAUUUACAGGUGCUCAAUCACCUGCACAGAAGUUGGUCAGUUUGACCCUUGAACAUCCACAGUAUCCACUUGAAUAUUCCUUUCCGUCAUACGAGGAGGACUGGAUUGUUCCAAAACUUAGAAAGAAGUCCAAGGUGGAUAAAUUGCUGGCAGUUGAUUGUGAGAUGGUUCUCUGUGAUGAUGGAACUGAAGCUUUGGUGAAAAUAUGUGUAGUAGAUCAGGAUUUAAAGGUGAUACUCAAUGAAUUUGUCAAUCCCAAUAAAGCAGUUGCAGAUUAUAGGACACAUAUCACUGGUGUUACUGCUGAAGAUUUGAAUGGAACCACUUGGUUCCUUGAAAAUGUUCAGAAUAAGUUGAAGAAGCUGUUUUCCCGUGGAGUUAUUUUAGUCGGGCAUAGUCUGAGUAAUGAUCUUAAAGCGCUGAAGGUAGAUCAUGCAAGAGUAAUUGACACCUCUUAUAUCUUCAAGCUUGGAGACGGAUCUACAAAAAGAAAGCCUUCAUUAAACGAUUUGUGUAAGUUUGUGCUGGGUUUUGAACUUCGCAAAAAAGACGCCCCACAUAAUUGUGUUGAUGAUGCAUGUGCUGCAAUGAAACUAGUGCUUGCAAAGCUAAAACGUGGAUCUGACAAUGGUAUUCCUGUAGCUCAGAAUGAUGUACCAGAGAGUGAAGAUGCAAAGCUGCUUAUACACAGGAUUCCAGCGGACCUGCCAAGCGAAGAACUAGCUCAGAUCAUCCCUGGAAACUUCACCAUUGAAGUUCAGGCUAAGAAAGGUCGAGGUGACAAGUAUUCUGUUAUUGCUUGUUUUAAAACUCCAGAGGAGGCACUUGGGACAUACGAAAAUCUGCAAGGAAUUGAGGAAAAGGAGUCUUCUGGGCGGCUUCAGAAACCGAUUUCUGUACAGCUUAAAUCUGGUUCAACAGCUAUAAUUUGUGUUCGGAAAAUGUCAAUCGAUAAUCCUCUUGUCAACGUUCCUGCGAAGCGACCAAAUCCAACGGAAGUUGGUAAUGACUCGAAAAAGUUAAAAACAGAACAUAUUUCUGAAGCUUCUGAGCAUAAUUAUCUAUCAGUCGAUCAUGUGAAGGAGAUUGAGAGAUUGAAGGAUUUGCUUAGCCAAAGAGAUGAAGAGAUUUCUAGCCUGCAUAAGAUUGUGGCUGCUCUGACAAGGAAACAGGGGAUUUAGUAGAUUUCAUCUUGGUAUCAGCAAUUUUGUAGUGUGUGAUUAUAUUACCAGAGACAGAUCUGCACACGAAUUGACAAUUUUUCUAGCCAUUUGAGAUUUUUUUUUGGUCGUGUAGUAGCUUAUAAGUUAUAUCUUAUUCUGCUGAAAAAGUUUUGGUCUGCAUACAAUUUCUUCCAAUUGUGUUUUCUUGAAACCAUUUCCGAGCUGUAUAGGAAGGUCAUUAUGCAAAGAUAAGGGAAUUUUGUUCAGCUUUA
Messenger RNA from Beta vulgaris subsp. vulgaris (sugar beet), 1835 nucleotides. Its product is annotated as small RNA degrading nuclease 1. The record is from RefSeq and is a predicted model, not a curated record. Gene Ontology annotation, molecular function: nucleic acid binding; exonuclease activity. Gene Ontology annotation, cellular component: nucleus. The transcript has 12 exons. Bases 127 to 1581 code for a protein of 484 amino acids. Lineage: Eukaryota; Viridiplantae; Streptophyta; Magnoliopsida; Caryophyllales; Amaranthaceae.